AUGAGACGAUCCAAUAUGGGAAUUGCAACAUCUACGACUCGGGCGAUUAUUCGACCAUUGGUUUCGGAGCCGUCGCUUAGCUAUAAGAGAAAUAUCUACUCGGAUUUAGAGUUUAAAGAGUAUUUCGACUGGUCUAAUAUGAAGCAAUUGCUCAUAUCUUUACUUCAUUCCUUUGUUUCAAACUAUAGCAAGCUGAUUUUUUCUCAACCGCUCGAGAUUUCAAAGCUUUUGUUGCAAGUGGGUUCGUUUAGCAGGUCACGUCAUUCUUUGUUGAAGAGUUCCAUUAAUGAUACUGGAGAAUCUGACACCGAUUCUGAUGGUGCCUCGCAAUAUUUCGAGAGGGUAGACCCCCCGGAGAAAACUCCGGCUCCGGCAUCACCUCUACGUAACUCGCAGAUUGAAAGGUCUCCGAGAGUUUCUAGACAUGCUCCAAUUUCUUCUGGACCAUCUGUUAAACGCAGGUCCGUGUCUGUAGUUCCAUCCAAUCGAAUAGAACCAGACUCUCUUUAUACGUUUGACGUCAUCUCCAGCUUGAUAUCCCGAGAAGGUCCAAGGGGUAUUUUGAAAGCAAUCAAUACUUCAUUCCUAGUGAAUACUCUCCAAUAUACCAUUCAAUCAUGGAUCAGCGGCUUUGUCUCGGGAUUGUUAGGCAUUCCAGAUCCUCUUUUUGUCGAAAUCAGCCAUUCUCCGAACGCUAAUCUCAGCCUUGGGCUCAGUGUUUUCAGUCAUGUUAUCACAAGUAUGAUACUUUCACAAAUUGCUUUGAUAAGGAUGAAAUUUAUAGUGUCUACAUCCACCAGAGGAGUUCGCUCGUUUCGGGAAAUUAUGGGUAAGCUGCCCCGGUUCUCUCUAUUCAGGAUACCGUCAGACUUACUACUCCCAAGCUUUAUAACAAACCUCGUGAGGGCAUUGGCUUAUCACUAUCCAGACUACUUGCUUACAUGGACGUUGCAGAUUAGUAAGUAUAACAAUCCGUACGUUUACAGUGCGUUCUCUUUGAUUCUCCGGAUCUUCGGCCUAUUUAUUAAGCUUCCGUUCGAGACUUUGUAUAGCCGUGCACAGGUCCAUUAUCUCUUAUACAGCGAGAAGAUUCCAGCCGUAAUGAGGGUGAAAGAGGAUGAUAUGUGUGUGAAAUUUGGAGGCUACUAUGGCUACUUGUCCACGCUAUACUAUAUUGUGGCUGGAACAAGACCCGUUGACUAUGGAAAGGACAUCAAUUUGGAAGUAGAAGACUCAGACGAUCUCAACAAAGGGUUUGGUGCCAUUUUCAGAGGCUGGCAAAUUGGAUUGGUGCGGCUGGCUUCCCGGUUUACACUCAACUUGUUGGCUAACGAGGCCGAUGACAGUAGCCUAACAGAGGAGCAGCUAUAA
Brettanomyces nanus is the source of this 1371-nucleotide messenger RNA. RefSeq lists its product as uncharacterized. NCBI's taxonomy places the organism in Eukaryota, Fungi, Ascomycota, Pichiomycetes, Pichiales, Pichiaceae. The transcript has 2 exons. The record is from RefSeq and is a predicted model, not a curated record. Bases 1 to 1371 code for a protein of 456 amino acids.